GUCGGUCUCCCCACUCACUCUCUCAGGGUCACACAGGCAGGACUUUCAGGGAUCCACUUCUGCACGCCAACUCAGCCGGGACCACCACAGCCAGCCAGCCAGCACCGGCCAGAGGGAGACACAGAAGAGCCACCGGAAACGAUCCAGCCAUACCACUUCUUGACUGCUCUGAGCUUCACAACGUCUCGUCUCCAGGGCACAGUUACCUGUCUGAUAGUUGUGUGCGUGUUUGCGUGUGCAUGUUUUACGUGUGUCCCAGCCCCCCGUCAAUUAGUGCAUUAGUAUGCAGGGUGCUUGUAUGUCAGUCUUGUGUGUGUGCAUAUGUGUGUCUGUGCUCCUCCGCAGUGCGAUUUCACAGUCACAUACAGAAAGUGACACCUACACGGAAUGCACAGAUGGGUAUCAUUGGGACCCUCAGACUGAGCACUGCAAAGACAUAAAUGAGUGCGAGACUAUUCCAGAUGCCUGCAAAGGGGAAAUGAAGUGCUUCAACCACUACGGCGGCUACCUGUGCCUUCCUCGCUCUGCGUCGGUCAUCCCUGCUCCAGAGCCCCCCAUCACGCCCACUGAGGCCUUCAACCCCUGCCCCGUGGGCUACGAGCCGCAAGGAGACAGCUGUGUGGAUGUUGAUGAGUGUGAGCGAGAUGAACACGACUGCCAGCCCAGCCAGCAAUGCAUCAACACACUGGGAGCCUUCACCUGCCAGUGUCCGGACGGUUACCGCAAGGUUGGCACCGAGUGCAUUGACAUCGAUGAGUGCAGGUACAGGUACUGCCAGCAUCGCUGUGUCAACGUCCCUGGUUCCUUCUCCUGUCAGUGUGAACCUGGAUUCCAGCUGGCAGGAAACAACCGAUCCUGCAUUGAUGUGAAUGAAUGUGAGAUGGGUGCCCCCUGCUCUCAGAGGUGCUACAACACUUAUGGCACCUUCCUUUGUCGCUGUGAUCAGGGCUACGAGCUCGGGCCCGACGGCUUCGCUUGUAACGACAUCGAUGAGUGCAGCUACUCCAGCUACCUGUGCCAGUUCCAGUGUGUCAACGAACCAGGGAAGUUCUCCUGUGUGUGCCCAGAAGGAUACCAGCUGCUGGGCACCAGAAUGUGCCAGGAUAUAAACGAAUGUGAAACCGGCGAACACCAGUGCACAGAGGCUCAGACCUGCGUGAAUAUCCACGGACGAUACCAGUGUGUGGACAACAACCGCUGCCAAGACCCCUACGUACAAGUCUCUGAGAACCGCUGUGUGUGUCCCGUCAACAAGCCAGCCUGUCGAGAUCUGCCCUUCUCCAUCGUCCACCGCUACAUGAGCAUCACCUCGGAGCGCUCCGUCCCCUCCGAUAUCUUCCAGAUUCAGGCCACCAGCGUCUCAGCGGGGGCUUAUAACACCUUCCGCAUUCGCUCUGGUGACGACAAUGGAGACUUUUACAUCAGGCAAAUCAAUAACAUCAGUGCCAUGCUGGUCCUGGCCCGUGCCGUCUCGGGGCCCAGAGAGUACACGUUGGACCUGGAGAUGGUGUCGGUGAACCCUCUGGUCAGCUACCAGGGCAACUACCAGACCAGCUCCGCCCUCAGACUCUCCAUCUAUGUCGGGCCGUACACCUUUUAAAGGAGAGGAGUGGAGGGACCCAGUGAGAGGGAGAUGGGGGAGAAACAAAGAUGCAAAAAGCUGUAAAAACAAAAGUGGUGGAUGCAGUUCAACCAGUCACUGUGAUGUUACACUAAUAGCUUUUCUACUUAGUCGACCAAAGAAAGUGACACUUUUCUGUCAGCCCAUAUUACGUGUAAGAAUAUACAUGCAGUACAAUAUACAAACACAUUGUAGCAGCAGUGUCUCACAGAUAAAUAGCCUUAAAUAAUUAGUCCGACAAAGUUGUUCCCUUGCGUUUAGUCUGACGGUCUCCCGUUGGGAUGUUUACUAUUAUUUUGUACUUUACUGAUCUGAUCUGACGGCAUCGUUCUGCGUGUAAAAGGGACGUUACUUCUUUUCGUCACAUCUGUUCAGGGCGAUAACAAAUCUGCGUGACAUAUUUUAUUUCUGCCUUCAGGUGGAAUGAUUCACGCCCGGCGUCACUAGAUUAAUCUGUUUUCACCAGUUUACAUCCUUAUCUUCGGUUCGCCUCUCCGUUUGUCACUUUAUUCCUGUCGGCCUUGUUUCCCGCUGACAGACGUGAUUCAGUAACCACUCACAUCAGACCUCAGCACUCACGCUCCUCCUUCACCCUCCACUGUUCAUGCCCAUGUUCGAGCUCUCCAUCACUGCCAUCUCUAGGUUUGUCACCUUGCUGAUUGUGUUGUACUUUUUUGUAUUUUUUUUUAAAGAUUUGAACACAAAUAAAACAAUAUACCUUCCAA
Molecule: messenger RNA, 2346 nt
Organism: Acanthochromis polyacanthus (spiny chromis)
Lineage: Eukaryota; Metazoa; Chordata; Actinopteri; Pomacentridae
Gene: efemp2a
Product: EGF containing fibulin extracellular matrix protein 2a
Exons: 11
Coding region: 284-1600 (438 amino acids)
Molecular function (GO): calcium ion binding
Source: RefSeq, a predicted model, not a curated record